Messenger RNA from Caenorhabditis briggsae, 267 nucleotides. The record is from RefSeq and is a predicted model, not a curated record. NCBI's taxonomy places the organism in Eukaryota, Metazoa, Nematoda, Chromadorea, Rhabditida, Rhabditidae. The transcript is spliced from 3 exons. The coding region runs from base 1 to 267 and encodes 88 amino acids.
AUGUCCAGCAUCACCGAUGAACCAUCGUCCUCCAACUCCUCUCCCGUCGACGAAAGCACAAUCACCGCUCUUCGUCGUCACAACGACGCUUUGGCCCAACGAGUCGAUGGAUUUAAGCAAAUGUUUGAAGAGCAAGAUGCACAAUUUGCCAACUUACAGGUUCAGGUGGAGGCUGUUUGUGAGGAAAAUGCGGCCCUUCGUAAGGAAUUGGAGGUAAUCAAAGAAGGUCAAGCAGCCGACCCGACGACAGUUUCAAAAAAGGACUAA